AUGUUGUCCAAGGAGGCGCAGGACUUCAAGUCGUUCCGGACGCUGAAGCGGCGCAUGCUGCUCGAGAAGCGGCGCGCGCUCAUGUGGCAGUUCACGCCGUCCCCGGAGCCGGAGGACCCGACCCGGAAGCGCAUCGUCGAAGAGAACGAGGCCGCCCUCAGCAAAAUGAAGGCGGAGUGGGAACAGCGGCACGCGAAGCACCACCAGGAGAACGAGGAGGAGGACGACGCGGUGUGUAGCGCGGACGAAGAGGAGGCCGACCUGUUCCGCAAGUUCAUCGAGGGCCACCGCGAGGAGCUCAUGGAGAUCAAGAAGGCCGCGGAGGUCGAGGAGCCGCAAGAGGACGUCGUGGGCCCCACCCUGCCAGGCACGGCGGGCGACACCGGCGGCGGCGCGGGGGGCUACGGGCUGUACCUGCGGCCGGGCGAGGGCCAGGCGAUGGCGAGCUACGUGCAGAGCGGGAAGCGCAUUCCGCGGCGCGGCGAGGUCGGGUUGGACGCGGACAGCAUCGCGAAGUACGAGGCGGCGGGGUACGUCAUGUCGGGGAACAGGCACGCGCGGAUGAACGCGAUCCGGAUCCGGAAGGAGAACCAAGUGUACACGGCGGAGGAGAAGGCGGCGCUGGCGAUGAUCAACUUCGAGGAGAAGAAGGCGAAGGAGGAGCAGGUGCUGGCCGACCUCAAGGCGCUGGUGGACGAGAAGCUCGGGGAGGCGCAGGGGUAG
Molecule: messenger RNA, 723 nt
Organism: Pedinophyceae sp. YPF-701
Lineage: Eukaryota; Viridiplantae; Chlorophyta; Pedinophyceae
Source: the annotation of a GenBank genome assembly